GUUGAGUGAAUCAAAUCUAGCCUCCAUCAGCGGGCAGUUGGAAGAACUGUAUAUGACAAACAGUAGAAAAGAUAUGAAUGAAACAUUAACAGAUAUUCUUAUCUGUGCUUGUGUCAUGGAUUCAGCAGUGCCUUCCAGACUCCUGUUGGAGCAUGUUCUUUUGGUUAGUGUUCUUCAUCAAACUGUGGGAAUUGAGGUUGGUGCUCAUUUUUUGGAAACUGUGGUGAGGAAAUUUGAUGAUGUCUACAAAAGCGAAGUCGAAGGAAAAGAAUGCGAGAACUUGCUGAUUUUAAUUGCUAAUUUGUAUAAUUUUUAUGUAGUGCAUUCAGUGCUGAUCUUUGACAUCUUAAAGAAGCUUGUUAGCACUUUUUCUGGGAAGGAUAUUGAACUGAUCCUCGUGCUGCUGAAGAAUGUGGGCUUUUCCUUGAGGAAGGAAGAUGCCCUAGGAAUCAGGGAACUUAUCAAUGAGGUUCAGAAAAAAGCAAAUGAAUUGGGGAAACAAUUCCAGGACCAGUCAAGGGUUUGCUUUAUGUUGGAGAUUGUAUUGGCACUAAAAAAUAAUGACAUGAGGAAAAUUCCUGGUUAUGACCCAGAACCCGUUGAAAAAUUACGAAAACUGCUGAGAACACUGACACACAAUAGUAGCUCCGGAAAAGACUCUCAACUUCGUGUGUCAUUGGAAUCUCUCCUCACAGCUGAUCGGGUUGGUCGCUGGUGGAUUGUUGGGUCCUCUUGGAGUGGCACUCCAAUGAUUGACAGCAACAAAACUGAACAAAUACUAACAAAUAAUUCUGUGGGAAAGGUAAGCACAAGGAUUCUAAAACUUGCUCGUAAGCAGAGAAUGAAUACUGAUAUCAGGAGAAAUAUAUUUUGCAUCUUGAUGACAAGUGCAGAUUUCUUGGAUGCCUUUGAAAAACUUUUGAAGCUUCGGCUUAAAGACCAACAGGAGAGAGAGAUAGUCCAUAUUCUCAUAGAUUGCUGCCUGCAAGAGAAUACUUACAAUCCCUUCUACGCGCAUUUAUCUGCCAAGUUCUGUGAAUACGAAAAGCGAUUUCAGAUCACAUUACAGUUCAGUAUCUGGGACAAAAUCAGAGAUUUGGGAAGCCUGUCCGCUGCUGCUUUCUCCAACUUAGUUAAUCUUGUAACUCACCUGCUAAAGACUAAAUGGAUUUCUCUUACUGUCUUCAAGGUGAUUGAAUUCAGUGACUUAGAUAAGCCAAAAGUUCACUUUCUGAGACGGGUGUUGUCUGCGUUAUUCCUAAAAACGGAACAAGAAGAUCUCAACCAUAUAUUUGAAAAGUUGGCUGACAAUCCCAAACUGGGGAUGCUACAUGAAGGCUUGAAGCUUUUUCUUAUGCAUUUCUUGGUGAAAAAUAUUCAAGCUCAUGCAGAUGUUAAAGAAGGUGCUUUGCUAAAAGAGAAAAUCGAUUUAGUAACUAAAACACUGAAAGCAAAAGAAUCGAAAGUGAAAUUAUAAUAUCAAGACCAUAUUACAGAUUUUCCCUUAUGAAAAGUAAAGAAAGUAGUUGGGUAAUGUGGUGCCAUAGGAUAUAUAGAUGUCAUUGUUCUAUAUAAAUACUUCACCAAACCAUGGAGCUAGUUACAGUUUUAUACUCAGAUUUAUAUGCAUAUAUUGAGAAAUAUAUGCACAUAUAAAUGCUUUUUAAAUAAUCAGGGAUUUUAUUAAAAAGACAAGACAAAAUUACCAAUGAACAUUGGAAGAUUUUGGGCAAAAAAUUAAAUUUUAUUUCAAAUGUUCCUUGAUAUUUUCUUACUAAAUCUCUUUUAAAGCUACACAUGGAGCAUUGAGUUAGAUUUAUAUAUAAGAGUAAGGAUGGCCAAGUUAAUUUUAUAUUUCUCAUCCCAUUUUAUUCUUUUUGUAAAUUUUUAUCUUGCUUUUAAUCUUGUUUGUAAUGCAAAAACUUAAAUUCCCUACUGUUUUUCUAAAUUAGCAUUCUGUGUAAUUUAAAGAUGUACUUUGCACAUACAGUGAAUGAUAAUAUAAUACUUUAAUAAAAAUAAUACCUAAUUUUA
Molecule: messenger RNA, 2034 nt
Organism: Thamnophis sirtalis
Lineage: Eukaryota; Metazoa; Chordata; Lepidosauria; Squamata; Natricidae
Source: RefSeq, a predicted model, not a curated record